Parus major (Great Tit) is the source of this 1041-nucleotide messenger RNA. Its product is annotated as translation initiation factor IF-2-like. NCBI's taxonomy places the organism in Eukaryota, Metazoa, Chordata, Aves, Passeriformes, Paridae. The record is from RefSeq and is a predicted model, not a curated record. Bases 328 to 1041 code for a protein of 237 amino acids. The transcript has 3 exons.
CUCGGCGGAGCUGCCUCCUCCUGCCUCCUUGGGAUUUACCGUCGGGAGAGGCUCGGGAAGGGCCCCCGCCGCCACCUCCUCCUCCUUCAUCAUCCUCCUCCUCCUCCUCUCCGCAGCCUUCCUCCAUCCUCCAUCCCCGCGGGCGGGCUCCGCACGCCUCCCUACCCCCCACCCCACCCCACCCCGCUGGAUUUUGGGGGUGCCACCGUGCCUGGGUGGGGGGGCUCGGCCACCCCCCGGAGCCGCGAUCCCCGCCGGUCCCAUGUGAGCUGAAGGCAGGGCUAUGCCCCUGGGGACACCGCGCUGCGCCCAGCUGAGGUGCCGAGCAUGAGCGCCGGCCCGAGCCGCGAGCCGCCGCGCCCGGCCGAGGUGCGGGUGCCCAUCACGGCGCUGCCACCGCCGCGCCGCCCGCCCGAGGAUGUCGGCUCCGGCUCCGGCUCUCCCAGCGGCUCCGGCUCUCCCAGCGGCUCCCCCGGCCGAGAGGCGCCCGCCGAGCCGGGCUCCGAGGAGGAGGAGCAGGUGCCUUACCCGGCGCUGGCACCCACCGCCUUCUUCUGCCUCAAGCAAACCACCCGCCCGCGCAGCUGGUGCCUCAGGCUGGUCUGUAAUCCAUAUCCUUUCCCUCGGGAUCACCCUCGGGACGCCGCGACAUCCCCGGGGACACCGCCAGAGCCCCGGGAGCCUCCCGGUGGCCGGAGCAUCCCGGCGGAGCCGCGCGUCCCCGCGGUGCCGCGGCGUGUCCUCGGCGUGUCCCCGCUGCCGGAGGGGGAACCAGGGGGGUUUGUGGCAGCGGGACACGCAGGGAGCGUGUUCCCGGUAUUCCCGGUGUUCCCAGUAUUCCCGGUAUUCCCAGCGUCCCCAGUGUCCCCAGUGCUGGGGACACGCCAAGGUCCCGCAGCGGCUCCGGGACGGGCAGGACGGAGCCGCUCAGGGGUGCGGAGCCGCGGCCCCACCGAAAUUCCCAGGAAGGAAGGGAACAGUGAAUCCCUUAAAUCCCGGCCGUUCCCGGUGUCCUUUCCCGGCUUUAGGAAUGUUAAAUAA